AUGGAGAUUCUGUUCCUGAAAAUGCUUCUGCUGCUGGCUGGCUGUUUAGUUGGGCUCUUCUAUCACCUCUCAGAUCUUUGUGUGGGUGAGAAGAGAACAGUUCAGAACAAGCCGAAUUUCAUAGUCAUUUUGGCAGAUGAUGUUGGAUGGGGGGACCUUGGGGCCAACUGGGCAGAAACCAAGGACACUCCUAACUUGGAUCAGAUGGCUGCAGAAGGAAUGAGAUUUGUGGAUUUUCACUCUGCUGCAUCCACUUGCUCCCCAUCCCGUGCCUCCCUGCUCACAGGAAGGCUCGGCAUUCGCAAUGGAGUGACCCACAACUUUGCUGUCACGUCAGUGGGUGGCCUCCCCCUCAAUGAGACUACGUUAGCUGAGGUUCUGAAGGAAGCAGGAUACAUCACUGCGGUAAUAGGUAAAUGGCACCUCGGGCACAGCGGCCUCUAUCAUCCCAACUUUCGUGGUUUCGACUAUUACUUCGGGAUCCCCUACAGUCACGACAUGGGUUGUACUGACACCCCAGGCUACGACCUCCCUCCCUGUCCGGCAUGCCCUCGACACUCUGCAGCCACAAGCAGCCAUGGGAGAGAUUGUUACACCAAGGUGGCUCUUCCUCUCUUUGAAAACAUCACCAUCAUCCAACAGCCUGUGAACCUCACUGGCUUGGCUGCAGAGUAUGCAGAAAAAGCAACUCAGUUCAUCCAGUGCGCAAGUGAAAGCGGACGCCCGUUCUUCCUAUACCUAGCGCUGGCCCAUAUGCACGUGCCCUUGGUCCUCGCUCAGCCUCCCUCCAGCUCCUCAUUCCCUGAGCCAUACCGAGCCAGCCUGAGGGAGAUGGAUGCCCUGGUGGGACGGAUAAAGGACAAAGUUGACGGCUGCGGGAAGGAAAAUACAUUCCUUUGGUUCACAGGAGACAACGGCCCUUGGGCUCAGAAGUGCGAGCUUGCAGGGAGCGUGGGCCCGUUCUCCGGGGCAUGGCAAAGGCAACGAGGUGGGAGUGCAGCCAAGCAAACAACCUGGGAAGGGGGACAUCGUGUUCCGGCGCUGGCUUAUUGGCCUGGCAGGAUCCCUGCAAACGUGACGAGCGCUGCACUGUUGAGCACCACAGACAUUUUCCCCACCUUGGUGUCCCUGGCAAAGGCAAGCCUGCCUCCCAACAGGCGCUUUGAUGGUUCAGACGUGUCUGAGAUUCUCUUCGGGCAGUCGCACCAAGGGCACAAGACGUUGUUUCACCCCAAUAGUGGAGCAGCUGGAAAGGACGGAGAGAUAAAAGCGCUACGGCUGGCUCAAUACAAGGCAUUUUACACUACAGGCUGCUACAUCUGCUGGAAACUAAUGACACUGCAGCAGGGAUGGCUGCCAGGGGACUUUAGAGUUUUUCUCUGGGUUUCCAUUCCAGGCGGGGCGAAAGCCUGUGACGGAAGCAUUGGGCUAGAAGAGCAUCACCAACCGCCGCUCAUUUUUAAUCUGGAUCAAGACAUUCAGGAGCAGGUGCCUCUGGACGUGAAGGCUGGCGAGUAUCAGGCUGUGCUACCUGCGAUAACCAGGGCUUUGACAGACUUUCUUCAGGAUAUUGCAACAGACAACGUCUCAACAGCGGAUUACUCCCAUGAUCCAGCAGCGACGCCCUGCUGCAAUCCACAGCACAUAGUUUGCCGAUGUCAGGCUAGCUGUAACAGGGAGCCGUAGACAAGCGUUUCACACUGAAUCGGCUAGCAGGUCAGUCUGUGCCG
Messenger RNA from Emys orbicularis (European pond turtle), 1730 nucleotides. RefSeq names its product arylsulfatase G (gene ARSG). The transcript has 11 exons. Lineage: Eukaryota; Metazoa; Chordata; Testudines; Emydidae. The record is from RefSeq and is a predicted model, not a curated record. The coding region runs from base 1 to 1686 and encodes 561 amino acids. Gene Ontology annotation, molecular function: arylsulfatase activity.